AUUCUUCUUAGUUUUGAGUAAAUCUCGCGAGAUUUGCCGUGUCUUCUCUCCACGCAGCUUUAACGUGUGUGUAAGUUAUCCAUCCUGGCUCCAGGUUGGCACUGAAGAUGGCAGAGGAUGGCAGUUAUCUCAACCCAGAGGAAAUCUCUUCCCAGCACAAUCUACCCAAUAUGGAUCAAAACGGAGCAGAUGGAUUCAGUUCUGCACCUGGAUCCUGUGGCCUUUCCGCCUCUCAGAGUGAGGUUCUGGAGCGCUGUCUGCAUACUCUCGCUCAUGCCAAGAAUGACAGCCACACUUUAGCAGCGCUACUCCUGAUCACUAGGUUGUGUCCAGCAGGCCAGCUAGAUAACGUGACUCUACACCGGAUUUUUGAAGCAGUGGGCUUGAAUCUGCCCGCACGCCUCCUGGUUACAGCAUUCCGUGGCAGUGACAGCUCCGGGUUGCCUCCGGAGGAGUUGAUCUCUCUGGGCACUGCUCUGCUGGCUGCCCUUAGCACAGACUCACAGAUGGCUGCUCAUCCACAGCUCCUCAGCACAAUCCCUCUGAUCCUAAACAUACUGGAGAAUGGACCCAACUGGACAGACACACAGCCACAAACACUGGGGGAGGAAUCCGAGAAGGACUCGCCAUCUCAAACCAUGCACACCAAUGAUGGUGGUCUCACAGCUACAAUUCCACAGACAAACCAGAGCUCUUCAUUGGACAAAGAAGCAUGCACCGAUUCCUCAAAAACAAGCAAUGCAGAUGGGCCAGAUCAAGCCUGUACAUCUAGGCUGGAUGAGGCUUUGGCACAUGACUGCUACCAAGUUCUCAACGCUGUGUGUGGUUUACCCCAAGGCAAAGAGCAGCUGCUUACCCGCAGUGUGGUUCCUGCUCUAUGCAGAGCCAUACUUAAGAAACAGACUCUUAGCUUUGAAAAAGGUCUUCCACUGCUGGGUCACCUCCUGUCUUCCAACAUAAGAGAGCGGGCUUGGACCAGACAUUCUUCUGAUCUUUUGUCACUCUUGGGUUCUGUCUCUCAGAACUUCUCCAGAGCUUCAGAUCAUGAUAAAUUAGCGAUGUGCUCUCAGAUACCGCAGUUCCUUCCUCCACCAGGGGCUGAAUCAGAAAACCAAGAGAUUAUGGAGAUUGUAGCUAAUCUAUGGGCUCCCCUGCGACCCUUGGUUCAGAGUAAACUUAGCAAAGAGCAGCUUGGCCCAGUUUUAGUAUUAUCUGCGUGCCUGUUGGAUCUACAUGGCUGGGAUUCUGUGGGAUCUCCUAAAUUCUGUUGCCUGCUGGUGAACCGGGCAUGUGUGGAGGUAAGAAUGGGUCUAGAAGAGCCGCCUGGCACUGAGCUUUCCCCCCAACUUCAGCACACACUUACUGCUUGCUAUCGCAUCAUGGAGGCUGCUAUGGAGCAAGCUUGCAGUCAGGGGGUGGUCCCAAAUCCUGCCCAACUACAGACAGCCAUUACUGGGCUGAGUCUUAAGCAGAGCAGGCAGAUCCUAGGGGUUCUGGAGGAAGCCUUCUCAGCAGUAAUCUAUUACCUGAAGCAGGCGGACCAGUCCCACCAUGAUGACCCAUUUCUGUUUGCCACGUUCCGCUCCCUCUGUGCUUGGCUUGCUGAAGAAACCUCAUGUCUCAAAGAGGAUGUUAUUGGCCUCCUGCCUUUUCUCAUUGGCUAUGCCAAAUAUCACUUCAUGGGAGGGAGAAUAGGCAAAGGGCUUGCUGACUGGAUGUCAAACAUGUCCAUCAACAACAGUUCCCAAGAUGGGACAUGGCCCAGUGAAGCUGCUUUGAGAUAUCUUCUCCCUGCGUUGUGUCAUCUCUCAGCUGAAGAUGGACCGAGGAAUGUUCUUCUUUCUCUGGAUACUCCAUCGUUGCUAGUUGAUUUUCUGAGCAAGGGUUGGGGGUCUACAAAAGGUCAGAGUCAGAAAAAAGGGACCGGAGACCCCAGUAUGGAAACAACGUGUUCUGCUUUACUCAACUUUGUCAUCACUGAGCCAGAACGUGUCAGGAGCGAUCCUUGUUUUGUUGCUCUGGAGACCAUGCUGAGUGAGGCACUACCUGUUCUAAUUCAUAAGCCACGCCUCUUGGUAUUAGCAGCCAACUAUUGCACUUUGGGUCUCAUGAUUGGCAGACUGAAACCAGCUUCUUCAGACCCUGUAGAACCUGGUCAGCGUCGUUUCUUCUCCUCAGCUCUGUCUUUUCUCCUGAGUGCUAUGCAGGCUGGACAGGCUUCUAACCCGGCACGGAUCAGCGCUCUCUGGGAGGAACACUGGGAAGAGGCGGGAGAGCUCUGGAGGCUCAGUCUGCAAGCUCUGGGUGGCUGUGUUAGGGCUCAGCCCUGGAUAACCUCCUUGAUCAGGGAAGAAGUAUGGCUACAGAGCAUCUUCACUCUGCUGGGAUCCAGUGGAAAGCUCCCAGACCAACAGUCACAGGAUGCUCUGGAGGAAGUGCUGUGUGCCAUUGCUAAGCAAAGUCCUGUGUGCCGUCAUGACAUUAGUGUGUUGUUGAAGACUGCAGGCUGUGGAUCCCUUCAGUGUAUGCCUCAGCUAAGCAGAAUUUUGGUGGACUAACAUCUCUAUAAUUCUAUAAAAAGAUUGACAAAGCACAUAAUAUGUUGCCUGUUUGUCAUAAUAAACAUACAAAUUGUAAUGCUGUGGUCCUCUGUGGCCAAAGUGUAAACCAGAAUGUGGAAUAAAAAUAUUUUUGCUGUUCAAGUGAUUUAUUGCCAUUUUAUUCAUCAUAAUCUAUUGUACCUACUUGUAUUCGCAUCCACCU
Molecule: messenger RNA, 2763 nt
Organism: Xyrauchen texanus (razorback sucker)
Lineage: Eukaryota; Metazoa; Chordata; Actinopteri; Cypriniformes; Catostomidae
Product: neurochondrin-like
Exons: 7
Coding region: 108-2558 (816 amino acids)
Biological process (GO): regulation of neuronal synaptic plasticity; neuron projection development
Cellular component (GO): dendrite
Source: RefSeq, a predicted model, not a curated record